Messenger RNA from Eriocheir sinensis (Chinese mitten crab), 936 nucleotides. RefSeq names its product integumentary mucin C.1-like. The record is from RefSeq and is a predicted model, not a curated record. The coding region runs from base 1 to 735 and encodes 244 amino acids. The transcript is spliced from 3 exons. NCBI's taxonomy places the organism in Eukaryota, Metazoa, Arthropoda, Malacostraca, Decapoda, Varunidae.
AUGGCGACUGGAGCACUACAGACACGGCGAUCUCGAGUCCUUGCUGCAGAUCGCUGGAUAACUGUCCUGGCGCUGCACCUGAGCGCAAAAAGAACCACAAAAGCAACCACAAAAGCAACCACGAGAGCAACCACGAGAGCAACCACGAGAGCAACCACAAAAGCAACCACGAAAGCAACCAAAAACGCAAAUAAAAAAGCAACCAAGAAAAGAACCACGAAAACAACCAAAUCAACCGAGAAAGCAACCAAGAAAAGAACCACAAGACCAACCACGAAAACAACCAUGCCGUCUAAAACUACAACCCCCACAACAGUCACCAGAACAGCCCCCACCAUCACCCCUACCACAACCAUCACCACAACAACAACAUCAACAGCAACGCUCAUCCCCCGCAGUCAUGUUUCGUCCGUGGGUCAAAACACCACCUCCCCAGACUUCGACGUCCAAUCAGGAAGUCACACAACCACAACCACCCCGACCGCAUCAACCACCACCACGUCAGCAACACCCACCACCGCCGCCACCACCACCACCCUACCACUACCCACCACCACCACCACCACACCACUACCCACCACCACCACCACCACCCUCUCAGCAACAUCCACCACCGCCACCACCUUAACACCAGUCACCACCACCGCCAGCCCAGCAAAAGUCACCCCCACCUCAACGAUAACAAUCACGUCCACCGCCAUAACUCCCAUCCGAUCAACUCCUGACCUGACCUAACCUGACCGGCCCUGUCCCCAUCGUCUCCUCAACAAGCCAGCCAGAGGUCGGUCACACUUCGUCGUGAUAUUUGAAGUGUCUCGGAGUAAGGUUAUCAGUGCGGUUAAUCCUGCUUGUCAGUACAGCCGUAGUCUGAGCCCUCUCGAGACCACCUUGCUUUUAUUUGCAUUUUUUUUUCCAGAGUCGUUUUAUUGUGUUCUU